AUGGCGCAGGGUGUCCGUGUCACGCUGGAUAUGAACGUCCUGGAGCUGUUUCUCUGCCUCAGCGAUGCUACUCUGCCUAACUGUGACUUCGACGACGAGCUCACCGACCUUCUCUACUUUGCCGUCGAUAUACUGCAGUUCAACGGUAAGUGGAACGCUUACGACGCAAUUGACUUUGACUCGAUGGUGGUCGAAACCAUGGACGCCCUCACCGCCUACCACUCGGCCGCCAACGCAGCCGAUAAACCCCUCCCCAGUCUCCCAGUCUCGCGCGUCCCCUCGCUGGCCUAUCUCCGCCGCCUGCUCCUUGACCGGCACCAGCCCGAACAACAACAAUAA
Messenger RNA from Parathielavia appendiculata, 339 nucleotides. RefSeq lists its product as uncharacterized. The record is from RefSeq and is a predicted model, not a curated record. The coding region runs from base 1 to 339 and encodes 112 amino acids. Lineage: Eukaryota; Fungi; Ascomycota; Sordariomycetes; Sordariales; Chaetomiaceae. The transcript has 2 exons.